UUCUACCAUGAAUAAGUUCUUCAAAACCUCCAAAGUGGCUCUCAGGUUCUUUAAUGGCGGCCUCAACCGAAGCAAUUACGGAGUCCGCCAGCUGUCUCAAUUUGCUGGUGACUUUGAAACUGAGUCCAGAAAAUUACUGGAGGGUGUUGUUACGAAUUCCGCUAAUUAUGUUCCAUUGACACCAAUAAGUUUCUUGGAGAGAGCAGCAGAUGUUUAUCGCCAUAAAACUUCCGUUGUGUUUGGGUCUUGUGUGAAGUAUACAUGGGAAGAGACACACUCUAGGUGUCUCAAACUUGCUUCUGCUUUGGUUCAGCUAGGAAUUUCAAGGGGAGAUGUGGUUGCAGCUUUGGCUCCCAAUGUACCAGCAAUGCAGGAGCUGCAUUUCGCAGUACCAAUGGCGGAAGCAGUUCUUUGUACAUUAAAUACUCGUCUUGAUUCAUCAAUGGUAGCUCAUUUACUGAAACAUUCAGAAGCGAAGAUAAUAUUUGUUGAUCAACAAUUGCUCCAAGUUGCUCAACAAGCACUCUCUCUUCUUUCAAAAGACAAAAUUAAACCACCAAUUCUUGUGCUAAUACCUGAAUAUGAGAAUUCCUCUCCGACCAAUGACAUUCAUGAAUACGAAAAUCUUUUAUCAAGUGGGAGUAGCAAUUUUACAAUAAGAUUGCCAAAAAGUGAAUUUGAUCCUAUCAGUAUCAAUUAUACUUCUGGCACAGUGUCGUCACCAAAAGGGGUUGUGUACAAUCACAGAGGUGCAUAUCUCAAUUCUAUUUCUACUUUCCUCUGUCAUGGUAUGGGUCCGAUGCCAUCGUACCUUUGGACACUUCCAAUGUUUCACUGCAAUGGAUGGUGCAUGAUUUGGGGAAUGGCUGCACUUGGUGGCACAAAUGUUUGCCUUAGGAAUGUCUCCGCAAAAAAUAUAUUUGAAAGUAUUUCUCUCAACAAGGUCACACAUAUGAGUGCAGCACCAAUUAUCUUGAGUAUGAUGGCAAAUUCUUCACCAAAUGAUAGGAAGCCACUUCCCCAUAAGGUCGAAAUAAUGACAGGCGGAUCACCACCGCCUCCACAAAUUCUUUCCAAAAUGGAGCAACUCGGAUUUGGAGUAUCCCAUGGAUAUGGACUAACAGAAACUUAUAGUGCUGCUACGAUUUGCUUUUGGAAGCCUGAGUGGGAUUCUUUGCCCCUUGAGGAACGAGCUGCGCUUAAAUCAAGACAAGGGGUGCAACAUCUUUGUAUAGAAAAAGUUGAUGUUAGAGAUCCCGAGACCAUGGAAAAGGUGCCAGCUGAUGGGAAGAGCAUUGGUGAGAUUGUGUGCAGAGGGAAUACUGUGAUGAGUGGAUAUUUGAAAGAUGCUAAAGCAACCGAAGAAGCUUUUAGAGGCGGAUGGUUUCAUAGUGGUGAUCUUGCAGUGAAACAUCCAGAUGGGUACAUAGAAAUUAAGGAUCGAUUGAAGGACAUUAUAAUUUCUGGAGGUGAAAAUAUAAGCACACUCGAAGUGGAGAGAGUAUUAUAUAGUCAUCCAGCAGUCGUCGAAGCAGCUGUGGUCGCACGACCAGAUGAUCAAUGGGGACAAACACCUUGUGCAUUCAUAACACUAAAGGAAGGAUUUGAUGAAAUUACUGAGCAAGAGAUAAUCAACUUCUGUAGAGAUCAUUUGCCUCGUUACAUGGCACCUCGAACGGUCCUUUUUGAAGAUUUACCAAAAACAUCAACUGGCAAGGUACAAAAAUUCAUAUUGAGGGAGAAAGCAAAAGCUUUGGGCAGUCUAUUUUCCACUGAAAAGAUAAGUGCUGCAAGUUGUUAGCAUAUAAUUAAAUGUGUGUAUAUUUACUUUGGUUCUUCGUUGUUUACUAUUUCAACAUUGCAUAUUCUAUAUCAAAAACUAUGUAUGAAGCAUUAAAUUGUUUAUU
Messenger RNA from Solanum tuberosum (potato), 1907 nucleotides. RefSeq names its product probable acyl-activating enzyme 1, peroxisomal. NCBI's taxonomy places the organism in Eukaryota, Viridiplantae, Streptophyta, Magnoliopsida, Solanales, Solanaceae. The transcript is spliced from 2 exons. The record is from RefSeq and is a predicted model, not a curated record. The coding region runs from base 8 to 1801 and encodes 597 amino acids.